AUGUCGAACGAUUAUCACCGACGCUCAAAUCAUUAUCAUGCAUCAUCAUCAUCACAUCAUCAUCGAUCCACCAAUUCAUCAUUUACUAAACAUAAUCGAUCUUAUUAUUCAUCACCGUUAGAGAAAUUAGAUAAAUUAACCAAGAAAUUUACACCGAAGAGAGUAUUAGAAAAUGACAAAUAUAACAAGCUGUGUCAAAAUGGUGAGUGUGAUCUAUUUGAAAUUCCAUCUUCUUCAUAUAGAUAUUAUUAUAUACAUCGAGCAACAUCUAUGGACAUAUUAAAUGAUUUAAUUGAUUAUGCCAGUCAAACAACACAUUAUACAAUUGACACUGAAGAUCAAAUGCAGUCCCCACCUCAUCGAUCAUUGGCAGCAUUAAUCCAAAUCGAAUUUACUUAUUUAAAUGGUCCAUCUAUUAUCAUUCUUAUUGAAACUUUACAUCUACCACCGGAAAAUUCUCAAACAUUUAACAAAAUAAAACAAUUGUGCAAAAUUAUAUUUUCGGAAGGCCAUCAUGUUUAUUCUUGGGGAGAAUUAGAAGAUGAAAUGGGAAAAUUUUGCAAGUUUAAUUUAUUUGAUAUAGAUGAUAUUAAUCAAGUAACACCAAACAACACACAAAAGGGUUUUAAAAAAUGGUACAAUGAAAAUUAUCCAACAUCAAUAUAUCUUAAAGAGAAUGAUAAUGAUAAAUAUUCAUUGCAAUUAGCCAUUUAUUUAACUUUUAAUGAAUGGCUAAAUAAAAGAAUGACUUUAGCCAAUUGGGGAUGUGGUAUUGAUAUGAAAUUAGAAACAUUUACUCCAAAACAUCCUAUUCAACAUAAUCAACAUCAAAUUAUCGAAGAUGAAAAAUACGUUCGUGAACUGAUGACAAUUUACGCAAUGAAUGAUUGUUUUUCAGUCACAAAACUUGCUCAACAUAUAGAAUCAUCGGAAAAAUCAACACAACCACCUACAAUUCAAUAUAAUGAUAUAUCUGAACAAAAUGACGAACAAAUAAUAAUAAAUGAUAACGAACAAUCGAUUAAUUUAUGUCCAUUAAAUGAUGAUAGUGAAGACAAAGGGGUUCAUGUACAAUAUGAACUUCCAAUGUCUAAUGAUUUAAAUGAAGUUAACAGAAUAACACCCGAACCAUCAAAUGAAGUUCAUGGACAAUAUGAACUUACAAAUGAAAUCGAAAUGAUCUCUGAUGAUGAUGAACACCAAGAAUUAAAUGAUAAUGAACGUCCACAUAAAAUGCAACAUGAAACAUUAACAAGAACGCAAAGAAAAAAUCUUUUUGAAAUAUCAAGAUUAUGUUUUUUUAAUAUAUUACGUAAUGUAUCAACAGUAUGUUCAGCUACUUCACAUGGUUGUUCAACAACUUCUAAUACAGAUCUCACAAUAUCGGAUUGA
Messenger RNA from Rotaria sp. Silwood2, 1392 nucleotides. The record is from the annotation of a GenBank genome assembly. Lineage: Eukaryota; Metazoa; Rotifera; Eurotatoria; Philodinida; Philodinidae.